Mangifera indica (mango) is the source of this 954-nucleotide messenger RNA. RefSeq lists its product as uncharacterized. The record is from RefSeq and is a predicted model, not a curated record. The transcript has a single exon. The coding region runs from base 47 to 820 and encodes 257 amino acids. Lineage: Eukaryota; Viridiplantae; Streptophyta; Magnoliopsida; Sapindales; Anacardiaceae.
UUAUGUUCCAUAUGAUCCAAACAAGUGGUAGCGGUUAAAGACAAAAAUGUUCUGCCUGCAGAAUUUGCAGCACAAGGCCAAGGGGCUAUUGAUCGGACCUUUCUAUUUGCUGGCAACCAAUCUCCUAAGCCUCUUGCUUCCCCUCUCAUUUCUCCUUCUAGCCAGGGUCUCCUGUGCCCAUUACCUCUUUGCCUCCUAUUUUCACUUCUCUUUUUUUAUGUACACAAGCCCAGUUGUUCUCUAUGUUCUUGUUUCAACUAUUAGCAUCGCCACUUUUAUUCAUGGCUUGACAGGUAAAAUUCUAAGCGAGUCGCCUGGUCAUCAUUUGUACUUAGCCUGGAUACUCCUUUGUUCGUUACAAAUUUGUGUUGGAUUGGGGAUUGAAGGCAGCAUAGCGGUUGGUGUUAAUGGGUCUAGUUUUGGUUUUGAGAGAAGUUUGUUCAUCAGAGUAAUAUUCUUCUUGGGUUUGCAUCAAACCAUGCAUCUUUGGUUUAGAACAGUGGUGAAGGCAGUGGUUGAUGACACAAUGUUCGGGGCUUCAAAAGAGGAGAGAUGGGUGGAGAAAGUGGGGAUGGCUUUAACUUUUUGUGGCUUGUGGUGGUGGAAUUUGAGGGAUGAAGUUGAGUCUCUGGUGGCUGUGGCUGAGACUAAAAAAGAUUUGUUAAUGAGUGUAGGGGUGGCUGACUCUGUUGGCUGGUGGUUGUAUUACCAGACCGCCACCAUUGGCAUGGUUAGGCUUGUUAAGGGUCUACUUUGGCUUGGAAUGAUGGUGAGAAGAAAUUCAAUUACUCACCCUUGCGAUGUUGAAGACAAGGUCUAAAUACAACUUGAUUUCUUUUUCUUCAAGUAUUCAUCUGGUCAACAAUUAUAUUGUAUACUUUCCUACAAGUUGUAAACUUAUACCAGAGGUUUAUUAUAUUUUUUUUUAUUAAUAUAUUGUAUGCUUCGAAAGGA